Patiria miniata (bat star) is the source of this 5855-nucleotide messenger RNA. RefSeq names its product GATOR complex protein DEPDC5-like. The transcript has 29 exons. Gene Ontology annotation, biological process: negative regulation of TORC1 signaling; intracellular signal transduction; positive regulation of autophagy. The coding region runs from base 206 to 4567 and encodes 1453 amino acids. The record is from RefSeq and is a predicted model, not a curated record. Gene Ontology annotation, cellular component: lysosomal membrane; GATOR1 complex. NCBI's taxonomy places the organism in Eukaryota, Metazoa, Echinodermata, Asteroidea, Valvatida, Asterinidae. Gene Ontology annotation, molecular function: GTPase activator activity.
CAUUGACCAUGGACUUGAUAUUUUGAUGCCAUGAAUUAUGUUAACAAAUACCGUUUUCCCAAAGACCUGAGACACUCUUACUCACAGUGACAUCACCAUAAUGAUGAAUCAACGCCAACAGAUUACUCAAAGUGGAUAGAGCGCACUGUCAGCGUGUCGUUCAUGUCGGCAAUUGUUUCGUUUAUCAAGGAGAAUUGUCUGCAGGAUGAAGCUGUGGGUUCACCAGAAGAGCUUCUGUGAGGAGGAGCUGAUUCUUAACCCUAAGGAGUUCCCCGGCAUCCAAGUCGGUGACAUCUUAGAAAUUUAUCAUCCUGACGAGGACAACAGCCAUCUCCUACUUCAAGUUAAGACACUGAAGAAUGUGGAGUUACCUCAGAAAGAUAUCAUCAGCGUUGAGCAGACCAUCGCUAACCUCUUCCAGCUGAGGGCUUACAAGGAUGUCGCGGUCAUUCCGGUCACUUCCGUUCAGGAUGUGGGUCUGGACCUUGUGGAGCUGGUCUUCAAGGACCAGUACAUCAGCCGCAGCGACAUGUGGCGGCUCAAGAAUAACCUGGUUAGAUCGUGUAUCCACCUCCAGCAGAAGAUUGAAUUCACAGGCAUCCGGGCCCAGGUCAACGAACUCUGGGCGCGGGGUGAAAAGGUCAUGUGCGGGGCCGUUACCGAGGAUACGCGGGUGGCGUUUCGAUCCUCCACUGCCAUGGUCUACAUGUUUGUACAGAUGAGCUCUGAGAUGUGGGACUUUGACACGUGUGGUGAUCUUUACCUUGAGAAGGCCGUCAACGGUUUCUUGACGGAACUCUUCUGCCAGUGGAAGCGCUCCAACAUCAACAGCGAGCUUACCUUGGUCCUCUUCUCAAGAACUAUCUAUGAAGCCAAGACAAUAAAUGAGUUUCCUGAGAGUAUGCAUGGUGCAUUACAUGUGGACUCUGCUGGCAGGAUUUACGAGGACUUCUACAGGGUUGUGGUGCACAAUGAAAGGAGGGACGACUGGAUGCAGAUGCUGUCAACUCUCAAGCAGAUCAUGUGGGAAUACAAUGAUGCAGUAGCGUCUAGCCACCGAGGAGAUGGUUCGAUUCCCAAGGGUUACAACUGCAAGGCAGCGGAUGGUAACCUGCUAGAGGCCAUGAAUAUGUCACUCAAUGUGUUUGACAAUCACUACAUCAACAGGAACUUUGAUCGGACCGGCCAAGUGGUUGAGAUCGUUACGCCGGGGGCAGGGGUGUUCCACGUGGACAGAACGCUGUGCGACAUCACCAAACACAGAAUGAUUGAUUAUGGUAUUGGGAGUGAUCUUGUUUGUCUGGCCGAGCAGCCUCCUCAUCCAGUUCCACUUCUACUGUUCAAUGAUGACAUAGCGAAGAGUCCUGGCUCCACAGACACUCAUCACAUCCCCUACUGGCUGAAUUACAGCUUCUACCUGUCGCCCAGCCAGAGACACCGAAACUUCUCCUCCUCUCAGUCACACUUCAUACCCAGAAUCAGACUGCCCACUAGAAACGCCCCAGAUAGACCAUCUGCCGGCCUCAAUGCCCUACCCAAGCUACCUCCAAGAACAGCCAAUGAAAUGCACAGCUCGGGGUCACAUGCUGCCGGUUACACCGAUGAGGAGUGGGACGAGUUCUCACAGUUUGACCGGACCAUCUUCAAAUCCCACCCUGCCCGGGUCAAAAAGUGCAAUAACCCCUUCGUGCCGGCCUCCCUGACGACAAAGCUCACUCCAGACAGACGGAGGUGGACGCAUACUUUCCCGCACGGUCCCCAUGGCGACGUGAUUCAACUUCAUCACAGGUCCAGCUCCCAGAGCCUGAUGGAGUCUAGCGGGGGCAGUGGCAGUGAACUCAGCUCCUCCUCCAGCGCCUCCAGUCUGUGCAAUGAGUUCGCUGUGGAGGAAACUACAGCAGAGGGCCUAAAGAUUGUUCUGCAUGAUGCUAGACAUGAAGCCACUGUGGCCAAUAAGGAGCAGCCACCGUUUGCACAAAAAGAAUCACCCAGCAGAAUUGGCAGCUUGAUGGUCAACUUGAAGCGUCGGAUUGGCUGUGGAUGGGGCAUUACUGGAGAGCAGGCAUGGACACCAUUCCUCCAAACAGGUGUGGACUGGAAGUCCCUGACUGCGACGGCAUGUUUCCCAAUCACGACAGACUUCUACCCUGACAAGAAGACCUUAGAGAUGGACUAUCUAGAGAGUCCUCACACCCUGGAUAUUAUCCCUGACGAUGGGGACGAGGCCUUCUCCCCGUCUGGUAAAACCAUCCAGAGUGCGUUUGAGGAGCUGGUCUCCCAGCGUCUCAUCCAGAAUUAUCAACUGAUAGUCCUGCCCCGGUCUGAGAUUGCAAGCCUGGCACACAAAGGAAGCAGCCAUCUUCCCCUGGUCACUAACCCAAGCAAGCAUGAGUACAUAUUGAGCUACGGCCAAACCUACCACAAGAUUAUCCUCAAACCAGACAUGAAAAGUGUGGAGAUAGUCCGGUACAAUGCAAGAAAACCGAGAACAAGUCCCAAGCUGGGUUACUCCUACCGUCUCUGGGCGAUACGUAAAUCUGGCUACGAGACUGCCCACACCAGAGUCUACCACAAGCCUGUGGACAACAAGUGGAAUCAUCGGGAUAACUACAUCUGCCUCGGUGGCGAGGCCACCAGGGAAGGAUUUGACCUUCAAGAGUCCUUGAAGUUCUGGCGUAGUCGUUUCAUCCUCCUCCCCUCCGCCUCCUCCCUGGUCCGUAAGCUCUCAGACCAGGGCUACCAGGGCCCAGUGGAUGUCUUUGAGGAGCGUAGCAUGUCUCAGAGAUUGACACUCCUGGAUGGGUUUCUGAGGUUUGUGGAGGGGUGGAACCGCAAGAGGAGGGCCCCUAGUAGACCUCCAAGUCAGAGGCCUUCGGUGGUAGGAGACCCCACCCAAACCACCACACCCCGUCGCCUGAAGUCCCGCAGCGGGCCCACCAGCGGGCCCACCAGCGGUGACAGCACCCCGACCACCUUCCAGCCCAACCCUAUGUUGUCCACGGCCAGCAUCAACAGCGCCCUCGCUAGCAUCGGGAUCAUUGGAGGGGGAGGGGCCAAGGGAAAGGAAGAAGGAGGCGGAGUGUUCCUUCCAAAGAGCCCGGGAUCACCGGAGCCGGACAAGCUGUCUCUGCUGACACCUGCGUCGCAUGUCGCUUCCAUCAUGAGAAGUCCAAUUGAGGGGGUCAGUUUGAUGACCGGGGAUGUCAAGGGCCUAACAGGGGACUGUUUCGUCUCGGCAGAUGCCGUCGCCUGGAUACGGAAAAAUUUGAUUGGCAGCGUCAGCCAUGAUGAGGCUUUAAGCCUUAUGCAGAUGAUUCUGGAGGAGGGUCACAUCCGAUCUGUUUUCAGUGCAACGGCCAACAAGACAUUCCUGUAUGGCUACUACAUCUAUUGCUUCGUACCACAGUCAGAAGUCACCAGCCCAGACUCCAGAAGGCCUUCAGGAAUUCCAGCUACCCGAUCCCCUUUGACCUUGACCUUUGACACAACCUCUCGCAACCCGUGGUUCGAGGUGUCCUGCUCGCACCCAGAAGGAGGGAAUUAUGGGAAGCUAUCCCAUCAGCCCUCGGAGGAGAGCUCAGAAAAUAGGGACGAGACGGCAGCUGAAAAUCAGGAGGGAGUCGAUUCCGCUGAAGUUGAGAAAGACAAUGGUAUCGGCAGUGAACCAGAGACCAGCUUCCAACAGCCGGCCUACAAGUCACUCUUCCUGGAGAUCGACAGCAGCAAGCUCAAGGAUCGCGUGGAGUGGUGCCAUGUUGGUUACCAUAGCAACUACAACCCCGUCUCGGCCUUUGAGAUUGAGCUGCAGUGGCUGACCUCUACGCCGAGUCUGCUGCAGGAGCUCAUCACCAACUGGGCGAGGCGUGCGGUUACCAGCGGCUUCCACCUGGUACCCACCCACGUAGACCCCUUUGGCUUCAACUGGGACACCUCGGAUUCCCUGCACAGUCCUCUUUUCAUUGAGCUACGGCUGCCUGGGGAUUGCCUGGGGGAGGUGAAGGGGUCAGGUGAGGAUAGCACAGCGAUGGAAGUAGGAAGGAGAAUACAACAGGCUAUCCUUACAAGGUUUGGUUUCCUUAGCAACCAGACGUCAUACCACAGCCCGUUAGCCAGCAACACACAAUCAGAUCACAGCGCUCUCCCCAUUCACAGCCAGUACGUUCACGUCACAGGCUGCGCGUUUCUCCUUACAUUACCUUUCAGCCAACCGCCCCCCUCGACCCUUCAAACCCAACACCUGCCAUGUCUGUGCAAGCUUGGGGCUGGCCACACCAACAGCAGUUGCCCUACUUCCGCUAGCAGAACGCAGAGCAACGGUAUGGGGUUCGAAUCCCCGAUCCCGGAGCGCUAUGGCGGGAAGUUUGGCUUCCUGUACGUCCACAACUACCUCCUGAGCAAGAAAUGGCGAUCGUCGGCCACUGGGGACGAGAAAUUCCACGAGGCACUGCUGGCGGACUUCAGCCGGUUCUGUCAGGGGGAGGACGGGAGGUUAGUGCAACUCUUAGAGACGAUGAGGAGCUGUAAGGAAGAGACAUCUGCAGGUGCCGAUGAUGACCAACUCGGAUAGGUCUUGUUCUCCUCACAGUCAGUCACUGACAUGAGUACGUUUAGUCGAGGGCCAUUAGUCAACUUACCAUUGAUUUGUGAUUUAACUUAAGCCUAUACACAAAUGGCAACGUUUUACUAGAAUGUCUCUAGUGAAUAACAAAGGUUGGAGGUCAGUUUGGAAAGGAAAUUUUGAUCGUUUGUAAGAAACAUAGCAAAGUGGUUUCUAGUGUUGUGGUAUUCUACUGUAUAUUUUUAUGUGUAUGUUUCAUCUUCUAUGCAGUAUCUUUCACUGUAAUAUGAAUCGUGUAUAACAAAAAUGUAUUUUAAACAAAGAUUCCUAUAUUUGUCAUUAACUUUCUAUAUUGAGCAACCGCUAUCUAUGUGUGAAAACAGUGGUUAGGGAUAUGUGAACCAAAUUCACUUGAAUGCAGGACUGAUUUGAAAUACAACCACUCAACUACAGACUGGUAGCAAAUCACCUUACUGAUCUUAUCUAUGCUUAGAUAUGUCUUCCAUCAGGGUACCAGACCAAGAUGGCACUUGCAGCAUGCGCAGAGCGACAAAUGUUAAACUAUACAAUAACGUAAAUAAAAAUUAACAAUGCAAAUGGUUGGCGAUCUAUGAAGGUUUGCAAUUACAAGUCAAGUGACUUAACUCUCAGUACUUCCAGGUGAUGAUUUUUAAAAAAAUUCAGGUCCCAAAUUUAAUCAAUACGAGUCACUGGAAUAUCUUGUGUUUAAACAGUUUUCUUUUAAACUUGCCAUAGAGGUGACAACAAAGUCAUUCUGAAUUCACUUGAAAUAUUAAGUAUGCAGCUUGUUUUAAACCACUUUCAUUUUUGCUGAAACAACCGUCCAUUUCUCUGUAGAGUAUUAUCUGAAACUGGAAACUUCUUAACUGAAAUUUAAAAACUUGUAAGAUAUGUCCCUGGAAUGUUUUGCCCCCAUACUCUCCUUAAAAUGUCAAAAGCUAGCUUAUAUUUUGUAAUACAACUAUCUACAGUGCUUGCAGUAAAGUUGGUAUAAGUAUAUCUGCCAUUGAAAUCGUUUCUAAAUAUUGUUUUCUGCUUCAUUUUUUGAGGGGAAGGGUGAUCUUUUCUGUAAAUCAUUACACAUGGGAUAAUAGUAGGUGAAUCAAUGCACAAAUAAGAUACUUUUUGUGGGGAAGAAUAAUUUAUAAAUCAGUUUAUAUUUAGAACAUAUAAAAAUGUGUUAACUAUUAAGGGGGAGGGAGUCAGGCAGUGUAAGAAACUUGUCUUUGAAGGAAGCAAACAAAAUGACAAGAAUAUGCACCUAUCUAUUUUUUUA